Vicia villosa (hairy vetch) is the source of this 1153-nucleotide messenger RNA. RefSeq lists its product as uncharacterized. Bases 149 to 787 code for a protein of 212 amino acids. NCBI's taxonomy places the organism in Eukaryota, Viridiplantae, Streptophyta, Magnoliopsida, Fabales, Fabaceae. The transcript is spliced from 2 exons. The record is from RefSeq and is a predicted model, not a curated record.
ACUCUUCACCGUGUCUCUUUAAAUUCCCCAAACACAAUCCUCUAUAAAUCAAAACCAGACAUCAAACAAAAGAUUCAACAAAACCUCAAACACAACAAAAACACUUCACACUCGUAAAAAAAAACAUCAUCGUAAAAAAAAAAACAUCAUGGCUUCAAAAAACAACAAGAAUUUCGAUUAUGAUAAUGAAUUAACAUUAACAAACCACUACAACACACCGCAUAAGCUAUCUCUUCCACGGCCGUGUUUUCCCUCCGACGCUCCAACUCCGCCGCCGCGAACGACGGCUAUCUCGGUUCCGUUUAAAUGGGAGGAAGCACCGGGGAAGCCUAAGCCUAGGCCGUGUGAGAGAGGAUCGGAACCGAAAGAAAGAGAGACCAACGUUGUUAGAGCUUUGGAGCUUCCUCCGAGGUUGUUGUUGUCUUUGGAGAGUAACAUUAACGCGCCGUCGCCGACGACGGUUUUGGAGGGACCUUACGUUGGACGCGCCGUGUCGUUUACGACGUCGUAUAGGGAUAUUAAUAAGGAGAGUGUGAGUUUUGGGUCUAGUAGGUGGGGUGGGUUGAAAAAAAAUAAUAGAGUUGAUGGGGAGGGUAGUUUUGACUUUUCAAGUUGGAGUGUUGAGGGUGGGGAUAAAGUGAAGAUUACAAGGGUUAGAAGAAGAGGAAGCUUCUCUAGUUUCUCACAUGGAAGUUCACAUUUUUUGGCAAGCAUUUAUGGAAGCUUUAAGCAAGUGGUCCCAUGGAGGCGCAAGCAAGAAAAGCAACAGAGACCCAACACCGUUUGAUGUUUAACUAAUCAAAUGUUGUUACAUUUCAACACAACCGUCUCGGUUACCUUUUUACCUUCAAAUAACAUUAACAUUGCCACUUAUAUUGUAUAGUAAAGAGGAUGAAUAAACCAUCAAUUUAGUUUAUAAAUUAUCACUUUUCAUUUUGAUCUCUCAAUGAUGAUAAGGAUCAAAUUGAAAAUGAAUGAUAGUUUAUAGAUCAAAUUGAUUAUUUAUUCGCAGCAAGAAUAGGUCAUGAGUUUAUAAUAUUGGGUUUUAUAGGGACUCGUAUAUGUUAGAAAUGAGUUUCAAAUAUUAGAUUAUAUAUCAAUGUGUUACAAAUAAAAAAUUAUGAAAGGAACUAAUCACUAUAUUGUGUUUGUA